AUUUGGCUUUGGUGAUCUUCCGAUGCCGCCAAAAACAUGACAGCGUUUCGCAUUUGUGCCUCAUUUGAACUUCAAACGCGAGAAAAGUAGCACAGGCCGAGCAACAGAUACGGAUGCGCAGCUACUCAAAAAGCAAAAAAUAUGUAUAUAUAUAAUUAAAUCGCGGCGACUCGGCAACAAAAACAAUUUUAAUAAUCAUAAUACAAAAUAUGUAUCACAAAGCAAAGGCAAAACAAAUAUGUGUGUAUUCGUAUAUAGUUGCCGGUGCUGAUCGCUUUUGAAUUAGACCUACAACACCAACAACAACGACAACUAUAACAUUAAAAUUAUAAACAAAAUCCAAAUGUAAUCCUAACAAACAUUCGGAAAUUUACGCGUGUUUUUAAAGAACUUUUGGCUAUUAAUAGUCUGCGGUGUUUGUUGUUGCUGCUGCUGUUGAUGUUUGUGUUGCCGCCGAGAAUGGCAAUGAACAAUCGAAGCGUAUUUAUUAAUGGAAAUUCAUUUGUCAGUUCUUUCUGCCUGCUGCUGUCUAUUUUCGGAAGGUUUGUCACUGCGUCGAUUGCAGAUGUGGAUGCAGGCGAGGAGUCGUUGACAUUGACAACCACAUCGAUGUCCCCAUCUAUGGUUAGACCAACUUGGACAGUUGACCAGAGUUGUGUUAACUGGACGACAGCGUUGGAGGCGAAGGAUGGAAACUGUGCGCGGAUGACGCGACUCGGAUUGAUCCGUUGCCAUGGAGGCAUGAACAAUCUGGAGGCGAUAACCUCCAAGAACGGAAAGCUAAUGAUGGCUCAUCAGAUGGUGCUUUGUGGUUGGUCUCAAGAAGUGCUCAAUCAACUCGAAGAGCUGCAAAGAUUUCCUCAGCUGCGAUCUCUGACCAUCGAGUAUGGCGACUUCACGGAGUUUCAAUUCGUAUUUCCGGAAAUGUUCCAUCUGCAGGCAAUCAACAUUUCCUGGACGAAUCUCUCGUAUAUCUCGGCACGCACUUUCAAGCGAAUUUAUGCCUUGAAGAUCUUGGAUUUACGCUGGAAUCAAUUGAUACAACUGGAAGGACCUUUGAUCUUGUCACGCUCUUUCCAGCAGCUGUAUAUGGCUGGCAAUCCGUGGAACUGCACGAGGAACUUCAAAUGGUUGUUGCUGCAGCCGGAGAAGGGUCGUCUGGUCGCCGAUCGGGAGAAUCUCAUCUGCACCGAUCGCAAGUACAAAGAGCUACAAAUGCUUCUAGUCAUGCACUACAAGGUGAAGCUGCGAAGAGAGUGUCAAUCGCACAUGGAUCUUUCCAACUGUACCUGCUUAAUGCAUUUCUUCACCAAGUUUUACGGCCCAGUCUACACUGUGAACUGUUCCCACUUGCAGUUCCACAGCUUGCCUUCAUAUCUUCCAGAGAAUACAACAACGCUGAAUAUCAAUAACAAUCUCAUCAGCGACAUUAAUCCUCUGCGGGACAAUCCACACUAUCAGAGUGUGACGGAUGUGCAUGUGAACAACAAUCGCAUCUCCAACAUUGAUGUCCUGGAGGACACCUACUGGCUGCAGAACUUUCGCUUCUUUAAUCUGCAUGGAAAUCUUUUGCAGAAAUUCCAUGUUUAUGCCCUGGACAAUGCAUUGAAUGACAACCAUAAUGCGAAUAUAUUGAUGCUUAGCCAGAAUCCUUUGCAUUGCACGUGCAAAUUUGGAAUGCGACUCCGUGAGAUGUUGACCAAGUAUAAGGACGUUGUGCGGGAUGCCUGGAAUGUCACCUGCACUUACAUGCACGGUGACGAGCUGCGUCUGGCCAAGGUCCUUUCCCUGACUCGCGAGGACAUGUGCAACACAAAUGCGGAGAAUGACAUUCUCAUUCAUCCCAUCGACUUGCUGAAUUGCAUUCUCGCCAGCCUCAUCAUUCUCAUAUUGGGUAAACUGGCCUAUGACUACUAUUUCUAUCGAUAUCAUGGCCGAGUUCCCUGGAUUGUCAUGAAGAUGCCCUAAAAGAGCCCACCAAAUUGAGUAUUACGACUGUUAUUAGCUUUACUUUAAUUGAUAACUUAACGAUUCUAAAUCGAAUUCAUUGAAAGACAUCUUGUAUUU
Messenger RNA from Drosophila innubila, 2067 nucleotides. RefSeq names its product protein singed wings 2 (gene swi2). The transcript is spliced from 6 exons. The record is from RefSeq and is a predicted model, not a curated record. Bases 439 to 1968 code for a protein of 509 amino acids. NCBI's taxonomy places the organism in Eukaryota, Metazoa, Arthropoda, Insecta, Diptera, Drosophilidae. Gene Ontology annotation, molecular function: protein binding.